GCCCGUGCAUCCACCUGCUCGCGCGCUGCCUCCUCCGCGCAGUCAGCGGCGGCCAACUUUCCAGAGGAGCACGCGCCGCGCGCCUGGACGGGGACUUUGUUUCUAACAGCUUUUCUUUUUUCAUUCCCACCGUCACGAGAUGUUGAUUGUGCUCGUGCGACGACGAUAUAACCUCGCCUCGCGGUGUCGCGCACGACAGAGAAAGCGUUCUCUCUCUCUUUCUCUGUGAAUUGUGUCAUUGUGCCCUGACAAAGUCCGGGGCCACGCAGCGCGCACAGGUACAGCGCGCGCCCCCGAGCUCGGGCGCAGCGGCGGCGGGAUUUUCUGUUCUUAUUAUUGAUUUCAACUUGGAGAGCAAAGUGAGCGAUCCUUUGGGAUCGGUUCUGUUUUGACUUGGUUGGAUCUGAAGUUAUAUUCCGGGAGCUGUAAAAACAAGAGAUUUAAAGAAAUAAAAGAAACUAUUAACCGCUCUUGGCGUGCCGCUGGAGGUUGCUCGACCAUGCAGCUGGACGGUCUGUGGACGGUCCAUGUCCUCCUGGCACUGUCCGGCCUCGCUCUCGGGAACCAAUUGAGCGUUGACCCGUUGGCCGCGCCUCGCGUCUUCAUCUCCUUCAAAGAGCUGCGAUCUACUGGUACUGCUCAUCACUUCGCCUACCUCCUCAACACGUCUGACUACCGGAUCCUACGUAUGGACGAGGACCAUGACCGCAUGUACGUUGGAAGCAAGGACCACAUCCUGUCCUUGGACCUCCAUGACAUCAACAAGGAACCGCAUAUUAUCCACUGGCCGGUGUCCGAACGACGAAGGAUGGAGUGCCUUGUGAGUGGGAAGGACGCCAAUGAGGAGUGUGCAAACUUUAUCCGUCUGGUGGAGCCAUGGAACCGGACUCAGCUCUACAUCUGUGGGACAGGAGCCUACAAUCCAGUCUGUACCUUUGUCAACCGCGGGCGCAAACCUCAGACGUCCAUGUAUCUGCAGAUGGCCCAGGCCAGAGGAAGGGCUAGCCGCGCAGCUGAACCCAGCGCGGUGCACGAGACACUUGGACUCAAGGAAGAAAUCUUUCGUUUGGAUCCGGGCAGAGUUGAAUCUGGGAAAGGAAAGUGCUCCUAUGACCCAAAUCUCAAUAGCGUGUCAGCCUUAAUCAAUGGUGAACUAUAUGCUGGAGUCUAUGUUGACUUUAUGGGGACAGAUUCUGCCAUUUUCCGUACUUUGGGGACAAAGACCGCCAUGCGAACAGAUCAGUACAACUCCAGAUGGUUGAAUGACCCCACUUUCAUUCACGUUCAGCUCAUCCCCGACAGCGCAGAGAGAAAUGACGACAAGCUGUAUUUCUUCUUCCGGGAGAAGUCCUCUGAGAUGGGCCAUAGUCCCGUGACCCAGUCGCGUAUAGGACGCAUCUGCCUGAAUGAUGAUGGAGGCCACUGCUGUCUGGUCAACAAGUGGAGCACCUUCCUGAAGGCCAGGCUCAUCUGCUCUGUGCCAGGCGCCGACGGCAUGGAGACGCACUUCGAUGAGCUCCGAGAUGUUUACAUACAGCCAACACAGGACACAAAGAAUCCUGUUAUAUACGGCGUCUUCUCUGUCUCUGGCUCUGUCUUCAAAGGCUCAGCAGUUUGUGUGUACUCCAUGGCUGACAUCCGCAUGGUCUUCAACGGACCAUUCGCCCACAAAGAGGGUCCCAAUUACCAGUGGGUGGCCUACAGCGGGAAGAUCCCCUACCCGCGACCCGGCACAUGCCCUGGAGGAACAUUCACCCCCAACAUGAAGUCCACUAAGGACUAUCCAGAUGAAGUGAUUAACUUCAUGAGGAAUCACCCUGCCAUGUACAACGCUGUGUACCCGGUACACAAGCGCCCCCUGGUGGUUCGGACCAAUGUGGACUAUGAGUUCACCACCAUCACUGUCGACCAAGUGGCAGCUGCAGACGGCAACUAUGAAGUUCUCUUUUUAGGAACUGACAAGGGAACAGUACAGAAAGUCAUCGUUCUGCCCAGAGACGACCUGCAGACUGAGGAGCUGGUCCUCGAGGAGGUUGAGGUUUUCAAGGUUCCCACUCCAAUUACAACAAUGAAGAUCUCAUCCAAAAGACAACAGCUAUACGUGUCAUCGGCCACAGGGCUGACCCAGUUGGCUCUCCACCGCUGUGAUGUGUACGGCGAGGCCUGUGCUGACUGCUGUCUGGCCAGAGACCCUUACUGCGCCUGGGACGGCAAGUCCUGCUCCCGUUACUCCGCCUCGCAGAAGAGGUCUGACCCCUUUAGACGUAGCCGGCGGCAGGACGUCAAGUACGGAAACCCCAUCCGCCAAUGCCGAGGCUUCAACUCUAACACCAAUAAGAACACUCUGGAGAUGGUGCAGUACGGGGUGGAGGGGAGCAGUACCUUCCUGGAGUGUCAGGCCCGCUCUCCACAUGCUCUCAUCAAAUGGCAUCUGCAGAGAGACAACAGCGAGCGCAGGAAAGAGAUGCGCUCUGAUGGUCGCAUUCUGAAGACCGAGCAAGGCCUCCUGCUGCGGUCCCUGCAGCCCUCGGACUCCGGCAUGUACCAGUGUACGGCCACGGAGAAGAACUUCAAACACACGCUGGUCAAGCUUCAGCUGGUGGUGCUGUCGGGUCGGGCUGUCAACAACGUGCUGGUGGAGGGCGGAGGAGGGCUGGUGCCGUCUUUACACGCGGGCAGCACCCAGUGGACCCCCAGCGCGGGCCAGUACAAGGACCUGCUGACCAUCCUGAGCCAGCCAGAGAUGAGCCUGAUCAAUCAGUACUGCCAGGACUACUGGCAGUUCGGAGACCCGCUGCUGGGCGCCCUCAAGGCCAAAGACCUGAAGGAGCUCAAGGAGCAGAAGAAGCCCCGGAACCGCCGGCACCACAGGGAGGGGGAAAGGGAGGGGGAGGAGAACGAGGAGCUACAUGAGGUAGAUACAUGAGAAGCUCAGCUUUGUGUCUAAAAGAGCCUCAAGCACCCCCCCCCCCACCACCACCACCACCACCUUGCGAAAACUGGGAGAGACUCAUUGAAGGUAGCAAACGUGAAAAGUAAAAAUCCACAAAUCCCUAAAAAGGCAAACUAAGAAAAAAAAGAGGCUUUCAAACACACAUCCUCUCAAACAAUAAGAUAUAUGAUACACCGUAUUUAUUGUAGGUUGUAUAUAGAAUCAUUCUGUGGAUUACUUUGUACUUAUAGAAAAAAACGUGCUCUUUGUGUAAAGUUACCUUUGGGGCAAAUAUUAUUGUUCUUAUGAUGUUGUUAAUUUUAUUGUUGCUGUUACUGUCAUUACAAAACUCAUCUGUCAGCAUCGUAUGACCUUGGCAACUCUUUGGAAUGCCUGUCGGGCAUGUGAGCUUUGAGAAGCUCUGACGGUGAGAUGAGUUGUUGAUGAGGGGUGAUGGACGCAAGUUCCUCAUGGCUGCAUGCAGAGAGACACUUAAUGUUGCACUGGGACCAUCGUGGCCCAGUUAUUCUGGGGAAACAGUCUUUUCUCAAAGCCAACCCAGAUGUAGAGUAUUGAAAUAUUCUCACAGGUGUUAAUAGGAAACUGGUGCUUGCCCUGAUUGUAUUUCCUUCCUUAUUGGAGGAUUGAUUGUAAAAUGAUCCAGUGUCUUUGCAGCUAUUCAGCCCAGACACCCAUUUGGAUUAUUGAAAUCUCAACAGCACUGGCCACAACUUCAAGUUUAAAAAGAUCUGUUUGUCGAAUCAAAUCUAUGAGGUAAUAGGGGCUAUUUUUAAAUGCAAACAUCUUUGAAAUGAGAUUGAGGUGCAAUAAAAGUCACGGUUCUGCACAAGGGGCAUUAUUUCUUAACUUUGAGGGGACUUUGGCUGGGGCCAAAUGCAAAAAGCACACUCGGGCAAGUAUAGUUGAUAGUUCUGUAAAAAAAAAAAAAAACAUCCAGUUGAAGAUGUCAAAGAGAUGCAGCGUUCAGACAACAGCUCUGAGACUAUUGUCAUCUAUUGUCUUUUUCUCCUUUUACAUGUGGAAAAAAACACAUAUACACAACAAAGCAUUGUAACAAUGUUGUGACACUAACCAAGAUAUUGGGAAGCUGGCUUUCAUUGUGUGCAUGAACCUGUAUUUGUCCUGUAAUUCUGAUAAGAUACUAUGUGGUAUUCUUUCCUGCUUUUCAUCUCUCUGGCUGUACGGUCGCUGAGGGACAUUCCUGGGGACAUUGGGGAAAAUAAAUGCUUUAAAGAAACACCCUCAAUACAAAUAUACCUUAUAUAAGCACGAUGCAUCUUUUCAUUGACAUUGAAAUACAUUUUGGAUUUUGUUAAUUAAGUGAGAUACGAUUCGGUUAGCACAUAAUGAGAUACCGUCUUAUUCAAUGGCAUAUGAAGUAUGAAGGUGCAGUUAUUAUAUUAAGGUGUGUCAUGGUCCUAUCCAGAAUUGUUAUGCUCCUCAAAAGCAGUAAAGCAUUUCUCCUUUGAGGGAAAUUAAUGCCAUUUUCAUGUAUAAGACACAUGUGGAAUUUAUAUAUCAUUCUGAUAUGUUGAGGCUUUUAAUACAGCGUGUCUCAUAUUCAGGCUGCUAUGAAUUCCUUUGGGAAGAUGCAUCAAUCAUUCAUACCCAGGUAUAUCUAUCUGCUCCUCGUGUCUGUCUGCAUUCCCACAAUCCACCACAGUUCCUGGUUCUCUGCUCCAGAUGAGACCAGGGGUUAUAUAUACAACAAACGGAAAAAAAGACACAAAGAAAGGUUGUACAAUUCUUUUUUUUUUUUUUUUUGGAAAACGUCUGUAGUUUUUGAAUGUUUAUUGUUUGUUUUUGUACUUCUGCAUCAUCAGACUUUAUGGAAAAAAAGAAAAGACUAAAUGCACAAAGGUGAUGUUCUUGUAAUGGCUUGUGUAAAUGACGCUCUCUUCCCUUUCCGUUGUUGUUGCCGACUAAUAAAUUAAAGCUCUAUAUUUUAUAAGAAUGGAAUGCUCCCCCCCCUUCAUUGUGAUUGGCUUGAUCCUGGUUGUUUUCCAUGUUCUGCCCAGAAUCCCCUGGAUCCUUGGAAUAAAGUUCUACCUGUUAAAGAGA
Messenger RNA from Gasterosteus aculeatus aculeatus (three-spined stickleback), 5014 nucleotides. NCBI's taxonomy places the organism in Eukaryota, Metazoa, Chordata, Actinopteri, Perciformes, Gasterosteidae. The record is from RefSeq and is a predicted model, not a curated record.